Molecule: messenger RNA, 2514 nt
Organism: Rana temporaria (common frog)
Lineage: Eukaryota; Metazoa; Chordata; Amphibia; Anura; Ranidae
Gene: SCNN1D
Product: sodium channel epithelial 1 subunit delta
Exons: 13
Coding region: 91-1887 (598 amino acids)
Biological process (GO): sodium ion transmembrane transport
Cellular component (GO): membrane
Molecular function (GO): ligand-gated sodium channel activity
Source: RefSeq, a predicted model, not a curated record
AGCAGAUCAGACUGGUAAUGCUUGACAAUCUCCCUGAGCUUCACAGAGUCAGCACCUAAAGAAAGUACAGCUGGGGAACAAUUCCUGAAUAUGGAAGAAACAGAGAAGACUGAAGAAGGAUGGUUUGAUUUUUAUGAAUCCUUCACAGAGCUAUUUGAAUUCUUCUGUGACAACACCACCAUUCAUGGCACCAUCAGGCUGAACUGCUCUAGGAGGAAUAAAAUGAAAACUGGCUUUUGGGUUCUUCUUUACAUUAGUGCUUUCGCAACAAUGUAUUUUCAGUUUGGAGACACCUUCACCCAGUAUUGGUCCUAUCCCACAAAACUGGCCAUAAAUUUACAGACCAAGAAAAGCAAUUUUCCUGCCGUGACCAUUUGCAAUCUGAACCCCUACAGGUUUGACCAGGUUAAUGAAUAUCUCAACCAGUUGGAUCAGUUGGCCCAGGAAACUUUGCUUACUCUUUAUGAAUAUAAUGUGUCCCUAUCAGUAAACCAGGACGAGGAUGUUGUAGAUCUGGAAGAUAUCACAGACAAUUUAACAAGCCAAGUAAAUGAAAGUUUUAAAUUAGACCGUUCAAUAAAACUGGUAAAACUGGAAGCGGAUCAGAAUCAAAUGGCCAACGGAAAGAGGAACAAAUUGGGUUUUAAGCUUUGCAAUUCCACUGGUGGCGAUUGCUACUACCGAUACUUCUGGUCCGGAGUGGAUGCAUUGCGUGAGUGGUACAAGUUCCAUUUUAUUAAUAUCAUGUCCAAAAUCCCAUCAGUUUUGCCAAUUUCCGAUCAAGAAUACAUGGAUAAGUUUAUUUUGACAUGUGAAUUCAACGGACAUAUUUGUGACAGAAAUUACACACAAUUCCAUCAUCCAACAUACGGCACCUGUUAUACUAUUAAUGCAAAUGAAAAUAGUGAUACGCCUGGGGAUGGAACGAUACCUGAAAAAAAAUAUGGGAUUAGCUUGAUAGUUAAAGUAGAUCAGCAUGAUAAUAUGCCACUUUUGUCGACGGCAGCUGGAACCACCGUGAUGAUUCACAAUCCUACCCAGUCCCCCCUAGUGGAGCAUCAGGGAUUUGACAUAUGGCCAGGGACUGAGACCUCAAUAAGCAUUAGACAGGAUCAUGUGAAUCGCCUGGGGAAGCCAUACAGUAACUGUACAUUUGAUGGGAGUGACUUAGAGUUCAGACUUCUCUACAAUUCAUCGUAUACAUUACAGGCUUGUCUUCACUCUUGCUUUCAGUACAUAAUGAUAGAACAGUGUGGAUGCAGCUACUAUUUUUACCCUUUGCCUCCUGGAAGUGAAUAUUGCAACUACAACAAGUAUCCAGGAUGGGGACAUUGCUUUUUUCGCCUCUAUGAAAAACUGAUAGCUCACCAACAUACAUGUUUCCAGAAGUGCCCUAAACAGUGCACUGAGACGAUGUACGAUCUGUCAGCAGGGUUUGCUAGAUGGCCAUCACCUGUGUCUAAGGCAUGGAUCCUACAAGAAUUAUUCUCUAAUUAUGGAUAUAACCGCACUAGUAACAGGAGUGAAAUAUCAAAGAUUAAUGUUUAUGUCCAAGAGCUAAAUCUCCGAUCUUUUGAUGAAGGGCCAGCACUCAAUAGCCAUGAUUUGCUGUCUACCAUGGGAAACCAAUGGAGUUUUUAUUUUGGCUCAUCUGUGCUUUCGGUAGCGGAGAUAGCCGAGCUGGUUUUUGACGUUGUAGCCAUGGUGAUCAUCAUGAAAUAUGCCAAAUACAAAAAGAAUCAGGUAUCCAAGAAUAAUGAGAGUCCAUAUGUCAUCAGGAUGGAGGGAUUGACAGAGAGAACUUUACCCAACUCACCACAAGAGAACCAAGAACUGCCUAGCUAUCUAGUGAUCGGUGACCGUGACACCAAACCAGAAGAGUUAUAAAGGAUGGUGAUAUGCAUUUCAAGAAACAGUACAAAUAAUAGUCAUAAAAAUGGCAGUGAUAAUAUGUGAAUAAAAGCAUGACAAAGAAAGCAGAUUAGGAUAGUAAAAAGUUCACUGAACAUGUAUGAAAAAUAUUUUACUAGACAGAAGAUGUGAAAAAUAAUGCACACAGACUUACAAUCCACUCGCCUCUGCUGUUCUAUACAACUAUAGAAAACAAGGAGAUUAACAAGAUGUAUCAAGAUGCACACUCCUGCAGGUUUUAUGCCACUACUCUGCCUCAUAUUUAUGUUUAUGAUCAUAAAUGCAUCAAGAGAACUGUACAAAAAAAGGAGUGCAGGGAAUGUUGAGAUGAAGCCUUUUUACAUUUCAGGAAACACAAAGCUAUUAAUUGCAUCACACAAUGCGCAAUCAUUCACAUUUGUCUGAUAGUGUGAUCUCUGAGCAUGUCAUACGUUUCCUACCGUAGCCUACAAAAUGGCUUUGGAAUAAAGGCUGUUGUUGCUCGAUAGCUUAUUAUUAUUAUACAGGAUUUUUAUGGCAACAACAGUUUGUAUAGCGCUUUACUACAUUAGGGCAAACAGUACAGUCAGUUACAAUACAUUUCAAUACAGGAGGAAUCAGAGA